Molecule: messenger RNA, 897 nt
Organism: Medioppia subpectinata
Lineage: Eukaryota; Metazoa; Arthropoda; Arachnida; Sarcoptiformes; Oppiidae
Source: the annotation of a GenBank genome assembly
AGUGGUGUGUAUUUGGGAUUUAAGGCCAAAUUGGCUCAAAUCAGUGGCCGUAUCGACGAGUCGAUAGAUAUCUAUCACAAAUUGCUAGAAGAAUACGAGUUUGAUUUAAUGUCAAAAUGUUUUCAGUUUGAAUUAAUCAUAUCAAACGCUUUGAGAAAUCAAUUCAAUGAAUGCAUUAAAUACGCCCAACGGGUGCGCAAAGGGACCGUUCAUUCGCCCGCAUUCACCACAUAUAUAGAGGCCGUCUGUCGGUAUGUAAAGGCUGUAAAUGAAGACAACGCACGGGAAAUGGAUAUGGCUGUCAAACUGCUCGGAAUUGUGCCGUCAGUUCGCGUCCGAUAUUUUGGCAAAACAUUGACUGUAGAAAAGAUGGCAGUCGUGUCCGCACAGAAGUUUACUAUAAAUGCCGAUCAGAGCGCUGUAUUACCCGACAUGGACAUUUUAUAUCAAUUAAAUAUAUUGUCGUUCAUCGCCGGUAAUUCUCUGCUAUUGAAUAAGUAUAUGAAGAGAAUUGUGGCUGAAUUAGAAAAAUAUGCACCCGAUAUAAAAACAAGUGACUAUUUGGACAACUAUUUGACGGCACUGUUUUAUAAGGGAGUCGUCCACAGACUUCUCGGACAAUAUAGUGAAGCGAAAAAUUGUCAAACAAUUGUUUUUGAAGAAGAGGGUCGUAUUUGUCGCGAGCACUCAAUCCCUCCGCAGGCGGUACUGGAGUUAGGAUUAGUGGAGUUGGAGCUCAACAACGCUCCGGAGGCUAUCAAAUGGCUAGAUAAAGCCAUCAAUGAUUACCACAAUUACAUGAAUGAAAACUAUGUGCAGAUAAGAGCGUACGCCGGGCUCCGGGAGAUCGGCGUCUCUACCGAUAAACACAACGCCGACGAGUCUACGAUUAAUUAA